GAUUUCACCCAGGAGGAGUGGCAUCAACUGGACCCUGCUCAGAAGACCCUGUACAGGGAUGUGAUGCUGGAGAACUACAGCCACCUAGUUUCAAUGGGGUAUCCAGUUUCCAAACCAGAUGUCAUCUCCAAGUUGGAACAAGGAGAAGAUCCAUGGAUCAUAAAGGGAGACAUACCAAGUUGCAUCUAUCCAGAUGAAAAUCAGGCAGAUGGGAGAAAAGGGAAGAAGAGUAAUCUUCACAACUCCCAGUCAUAUAUUUUGGAGGCUAUUUCCUUCCAUAACAAAAUACUGAAAGGAGUCACAAAAGAAGGUUCAUUUUACUCAAUUUUAAAAGUUUGUGAUGGCCAGCUGCAGAAAUAUAAGGAAAACCAAGACAAACUUUUCAGUCAAGUUACAUUUGUCAGCAGCAAGACAGUAACUGAGGUAUCAGGCCACAAAUAUAAUGCACUAGGAAGAAAAGAGCCAGAUACACUAAGACAAAGACUCCACAAAUAUGAUGCUUUUAAAAAGAACUUGAAACUGAAUAUUGACCUACCUAGUUGUAAUAAGAUCAGUUCAGGAAAAAACCUUGAUCAGAGUUUUGGAUGUGGAAAAUUGUCUAGCCCCAGCGAAUCCAAUUCUAAUCUUGAGAAAAUUCACAAUGGAUUAAUACCCUGUGAUGAUAAUCAGUGUGGAAACAUUUUUAGCAAUAAACAAUCCCUUAUUCAAUAUCAGAAUGUUGAAACUAGGGAGAAAACUUGUGUGUGUAUUACCUGUGGCAAAGCCUUUGCUAAGAAGUCACAACUCAUUGUACAUCAAAGAAUUCAUACUGGAAGGAAACCAUAUGACUGUGGUGCAUGUGGAAAAGCCUUCAGUGAGAAGUUUCAUCUUAUUGUACAUCAAAGAACUCAUACUGGGGAGAAACCUUAUGAUUGUUCUGAAUGUGGAAAAGCCUUCUCUCAGAAAUCAUCCCUCAUUAUACAUCAGAGAGUUCACACUGGGGAAAAACCAUAUGAAUGUAGUGAAUGUGGGAAAGCCUUCUCCCAGAAAUCACCCCUCAUUAUACAUCAGAGAAUACAUACUGGGGAAAAGCCCUAUGAAUGUAGAGAGUGUGGGAAGGCCUUCUCCCAGAAGUCACAGCUUAUUAUACAUCACAGAGCUCAUACUGGAGAGAAGCCAUAUGAGUGUACUGAAUGUGGGAAAGCGUUCUGUGAGAAGUCCCACCUCAUUAUCCAUAAAAGAAUUCACACUGGUGAGAAACCCUACAAAUGUGCUCAGUGUGAGGAAGCCUUCAGCAGGAAGACAGAACUCAUUACACAUCAGUUAAUUCAUACUGGGGAAAAGCCCUAUGAAUGUACUGAAUGUGGAAAGACGUUCUCCCGGAAGUCACAGCUCAUCAUACAUCAGAGAACACACACUGGAGAGAAACCCUAUAAAUGCAGUGAAUGUGGAAAAGCCUUCUGUCAGAAAUCACAUCUCAUUGGACAUCAGAGAAUUCACACAGGAGAAAAACCUUAUAUAUGUACUGAAUGUGGGAAAGCCUUCUCUCAGAAGUCCCACCUCCCAGGACAUCAGCGAAUUCAUACUGGAGAGAAACCUUAUAUAUGCCUUGAAUGUGGAAAGGCUUUUUCCCAGAAGUCAGAUCUUGUUUUACAUCAGAGAAUUCACACCGGGGAAAGACCUUAUCAGUGUGCUGUAUGUGGGAAAACCUUCAUCCAGAAGUCUCAACUCACUGUACACCAGAGAAUUCAUACAGUGGUGAAAUCAUAAUGAACUAACCACAAAAAAUCCUUCAGUAUUAGCUCAAGCCUUAAUAAUUACUAGAAAACUAAUUAAUUUGAUAAACUUGGGGACAACAUCUCUAUAGAUCAAAUUUAAUAAGGGAAUUUAUGAUUCUGGUGUGGUGUUCCCUAAUGUUUUCAGAAAAGAUGAUGGGAAACAAUUAUAUAAGUGAAGGACAUUUUCAAAUGGCAUGAAACGCUUUUAAAGUUAUGAAUCGAAUGAAUAGAAAAGUUAUGUAUACAAAAUACCUUAUCGUUACUACAUAAUGAUAAUCAGAAAUUGUGAAAUUACUAAUAUCAGCUUGCCUAAUUAUGAUGAUACAGUAAUUUUCUAUGAAAGACAUGCAAGAAAGCUUGAGUAAGAACUAAAAAUAUUAGUUCCUGGAAAUUGUAUUUUAAAAAGAGG
Molecule: messenger RNA, 2166 nt
Organism: Otolemur garnettii (small-eared galago)
Lineage: Eukaryota; Metazoa; Chordata; Mammalia; Primates; Galagidae
Gene: ZNF300
Product: zinc finger protein 300
Exons: 3
Coding region: 64-1749 (561 amino acids)
Biological process (GO): regulation of transcription by RNA polymerase II
Molecular function (GO): DNA-binding transcription factor activity; RNA polymerase II cis-regulatory region sequence-specific DNA binding
Source: RefSeq, a predicted model, not a curated record